AUGAAGUUUCUUCUGUUGGUGCUGACCCUGCAGGUCACUGCUUCGGGGACGGUUCCUCUGACCAACUCUGCAAGCUCUAAAGAAAAUGAUGUGGUAUUUGCUCAAAGGUACCUGGAAAACUUUUACGGUUUUGUGAUGGACAGAAUUCCAACAACAAAAAUGAAAGUCAAUAGGGACUUCAUGGAGGAUAAAAUUCAGGAAAUGCAGCAGUUCUUGGGGCUGAAAGUGACUGGGAAACUGGACUCAUCUACUCUGGACAUGAUGCACAAGCCCCGAUGUGGAGUGCCUGAUGUUCAUCACUUCAGGACAAUGCCAGGGAGACCAGUAUGGAAGAAACGUUUAAUUACCUACAGAAUCAAUAAUUACACUCCUGACAUGCGGCCUGCAGAUGUUGACUAUGCCAUCCAGAAGGCUUUUCAAGUAUGGAGUGAUGUGACCCCUCUGAAAUUCAGAAAGAUUAAUUCAGGAGAGGCUGACAUUAUGAUACUUUUUGCAUAUGGAGCUCAUGGAGACUACAUCCCUUUCGAUGGUAGAGGUGGAGUCAUAGCCCAUGCUUUCGGACCUGGAACCGGGAUUGGGGGAGACACACAUUUUGAUGAGGCUGAAAUCUGGACUAAAAACUACAAAGGCACAAACUUGUUCCUCGUUGCUGUUCAUGAGCUUGGCCAUUCCUUGGGUCUGAGCCAUUCCAGUGAUCCAAAAGCCAUCAUGUUCCCUACUUACAGUUAUGUUAACCCCAACACCUUUCGCCUCUCUGCUGAUGAUGUACGUGGCAUUCAGUCUCUCUACGGUCUCCCAGAAAGGCGCCAACCCUCAUCAAAUCCUGACAGUAGAGAACCAGCCACCUGUGACCCCAACUUGAGUUUUGAUGCUGUCACUACAAUGGGAAAUAAAAUCUUUUUCUUUAAAGACAGAUUCUUCUGGUGGAGGUAUCCUGAGAGUCCAAUGAGCAAUGCUAGUUUAAUUUCUUCUUUGUGGCCAACCUUACCAUCUGGCAUUCAAGCUGCCUAUGAAGUUGGAGCCAGAAAUCAAGUUUUUCUUUUUAAAGAUGAUAAGUACUGGUUAAUUAGCAAUUUGAGACCACAACCACGCUACCCCAAGAACAUACAUUCUUUGGGCUUUCCUGACUUUGUGAAAAAAAUUGAUGCAGCUGUUUUUAACCCACUUCUCCAUAAGACCUACUUCUUUGUAGAUAAUCAAUAUUGGAGGUACAAUGAGAGGAGACAAUUCAUGGACCCAGGUUAUCCCAAAUUGAUUACCAAAUACUUUCCAGGAAUUAGACCUACAAUUGAUGCAGUCUACUAUUAUAACAGACACUACUAUUUCUUCCAGAGAUCUGACAUAUUUGAAUAUGAUGUCGUAUCCCAACGUGUCACCAAAAUGCUGAAACAAAAUAUCAAGUUAGGUUGUUAG
This is a messenger RNA of Neomonachus schauinslandi (Hawaiian monk seal), 1413 nucleotides long. RefSeq names its product matrix metallopeptidase 12 (gene MMP12). Gene Ontology annotation, molecular function: zinc ion binding; metalloendopeptidase activity. Gene Ontology annotation, cellular component: extracellular matrix. Bases 1 to 1413 code for a protein of 470 amino acids. NCBI's taxonomy places the organism in Eukaryota, Metazoa, Chordata, Mammalia, Carnivora, Phocidae. The transcript has 10 exons. The record is from RefSeq and is a predicted model, not a curated record. Gene Ontology annotation, biological process: proteolysis; extracellular matrix organization; collagen catabolic process.